CAAUGCGACUGAGUCGUUUAGAUUGAAAUUCGAUUUACAGCACUUCAUUCCAGGCACCCUCCUCCCUCUUCCCUAAACAGCAGCAGCAGCGACGACAACAACACCCUGCUGCAGCAGUGAUGUUUGUUCUUCUGCCCGAUUUCCCACUCAGUGCCGUUGUCUCUCUGUGCCCUCACCUCCCAUUCAUUCACCCGAUGUCCGUAUGUCCGAUCGAUAUUUUAUAUUUCCCUAUAUUCCACCAUUCAGUCCCCCCAUAUACCGAUUCAGUCGCACAAUAUUCUUAUGGCACCAACGCUGUCACUUGCUCCCCCCUCCUCCGCCAUAUAAAAGUCCUUCCCCAAAACCUUUUUUCUCUCUCUCUCUCCCCCUCCUCCUCUCGUUUUCGUGCUGUAGAUCUGCACUCUUCCUUCUGUUCUUCUCUUCUCUUCUCUCUUUCUCUCUCUCUCUCUCUCUUUCUCUUUCUCUUUCUCUUUCCUCCCUCUGCUCCCUCGUUCCUUUUCCCUAUCCUCGAGCCCACCCCCCUCCUGCCUCAACCUUGCGUUUACUUCCAUUGCGCUUAUCGAGGUUCCUUAACCUUCCUUCUCCAGUCGAACCUCAUUCUUCUCUUAGUUCGUGUACAGUUCAAACCAUCUUUUUCAUCCCAGAAAACUCAAUCCACCCUCUUCCCCCUCUUGGCCACCGCGCCGAUCUCAGCAAGAAAAACCCUACUGCCCCUUUGCCACGCCGUCACCGUUGCUCCUACACAUCCUUCGUAUCCCCCCACAUCGUCUGCAAAACAACAGCCCCUCCCCCUCUUUUUGCGCUCUCCCCGGUCCUCUGACAAGAUCGGCCAUCUGAAAACCUUCUAGGUAAGCACGCAGCUGGAUGCUGAACACAAACUGGAACGAUUCCCCCCCCCUCCCCCCAUUUUCAGUGCAUACUCUGGUUGUAUACUCUUUCGUUGGUACACAUGGUUUCUUUUUAUCUUUCUCAGGGACAUGGUUGGACGAUCUUUUUUUUUUUUUUUGUGUCCUCCAAUGUGCAGAGGGAGCGGCGUCUGUUUGUUGUCGUCCCAUCCUGUCAUGUUAUCCUCCUCCGCCGAGACCCUUCUUCUUACUCUCUGAUUUCAUAAUCUUGCUCGCUCGUUUGGAUAAAAGGGACAAGGAGGGGAAGGAGGGGAGGGAGGGAACCAUGGGUUUCCUGGUCGCAGUUUUGUUAUUCUUUUGGGUUUGUAUUUUUUCUUUUUUGUUCUUCGUUCAGCGUGCAGGAUGAUGUAGUUGUUUGCAUCUGUUCUAUCCCGAAUUUUUUCU
Gamsiella multidivaricata is the source of this 1289-nucleotide messenger RNA. RefSeq lists its product as uncharacterized. Bases 120 to 848 code for a protein of 242 amino acids. The transcript has a single exon. The record is from RefSeq and is a predicted model, not a curated record. NCBI's taxonomy places the organism in Eukaryota, Fungi, Mortierellomycota, Mortierellomycetes, Mortierellales, Mortierellaceae.